Messenger RNA from Camarhynchus parvulus, 3090 nucleotides. RefSeq names its product tRNA-yW synthesizing protein 3 homolog (gene TYW3). Gene Ontology annotation, biological process: tRNA methylation. The transcript has 6 exons. Bases 20 to 892 code for a protein of 290 amino acids. Lineage: Eukaryota; Metazoa; Chordata; Aves; Passeriformes; Thraupidae. Gene Ontology annotation, molecular function: tRNA methyltransferase activity. Gene Ontology annotation, cellular component: cytoplasm. The record is from RefSeq and is a predicted model, not a curated record.
AGGACGCCGUCCCCCCGCGAUGGCGGCGUUCGCGCGGCGCAAGGCGCAGCGGCUCGCGCGGCCCGACCCCAGCCGGAAGCGCGCGCUGGACGCGCGAGCCGCGGAGCUCGCGCGGCUCCUGAAUGCGCGCGACAGCUUCUGCACCACGAGCUCGUGCGACGGGAGGGUGAUCCUGACGGUGCGUGAGGGACGGGACCGGCAGGGGAUGGUGACGGUGCGGGACGGACGGGACCGGCAGGGGAUGGUGACGGUGCGUGACGGACGGGACCGGCAGCGGAUGGGGACGGACACAGAUGGCAUGGGCAUCCAGAAGAAGAACUGCACGUGGCUCCUGGUAACACAUGACCCGUGUGUCAAAGGCGAUGUGAUGACAGCACUCAAGAAAGCCACUGGUGAUGUUGUGUUCAAGUUUGAACCAUUUGUUCUUCACGUGCUGUGUCGAGAGCUGCAGGAUGCCCAGCUGCUGGUAAAGCCACGUCAACAUUCAGUGGCUAUUGACUCUGGGUUCAGAAACUCUGGUAUUACAGUUGGCAGAGGAGGAAAAAUUACAAUGGCUGUGCGGAGCACUCACUGCUUAGAAGUUCCAUUGAGCCACAAAGGGAGAUUGAUGGUCUCUGAAGAAUAUAUUGAAUUUCUGGUACAUGUAGCCAAUCAGAAAAUGGAAGAAAACAGAAAGAGGAUUGACAGGUUCCACAAAGGCUUGGAGCUGGCUCUGGAAGCUGCUGUCCCUGCAGACACCUUGUUUCCCGAGGGGCUAGAGAAGAGCCACUCUGUGUACAUGCACAGAAGAAAGAGACGGACUGCUCAGGAACAGGCUGAUCCCAGCAGAGAGCUGGAACCCCAGGAUGAUACUGAAAGCAGUCUUGGUCUGUUUGCUGAAAUCAUGAUCUAGACUAAGACAUUUGAAAGCAAAUGGUGAACUGAAAAAGUUAUUGUAAUGCUCUUUUUAAGAGGUUUAUAUACUCCUGUGCUCCAAGUAGUAAUAUUCUCAUGCACAUUGACCAGGGAAAAAGGUAAUUAACAGAAUAGUGAGCAGGUGUAGCUACAGGACACAGAGAACAAAGCCAUAGAAUGUUUUGGGAGUUUUUAAAGUGUUCUGUUAAAUUAACAAAGUGGUACUCCAUAAGUUAUCUUAGAAAUAACUGGUUUGCUACAGCUUUUCACUGUGUUCUCUGUGGCAGCAUUUCACUUCCAACUUCUGGGUUUUGCAGAGCCAGCUGGCUCUGCAGGUUUCUCCUUCAGGAAGGGGAAGACAAGCAUUGAAGACUGAAGACCAUCCAAUACAUGCAGUGGAAAUUCCACAGAAACCUUCCAAAGUAGCGCUGUGUGCACAGGUCUCAGACCUCAUGUGCGUUUGGGCCACCUGGGGGGCACGUCCUGCACACAGAGGAGGUAGUUGUUGCUUGUGGAUUUCAGGGAGUUUGUUCAGAAUAGUCUGAACUCUCCUCUGCAUGUGACAUUUCUUAAAAUGUCUGGAACUGGUGUGUUGGACAUGGCUCAAGGGACUGACGACACCAGCACCAACCACAAGCAGUGCCCACAGACCCUGUAACAGCCCAAACCCUCACCCUGUGUAACAGCACUGCAGUAUUUACAUUCUGAGAAAUACAGUUUGUCAGAAACUGAUCCCACAUUCCUCUGAAAAAUGAUAAAAAAUUCAGGAAGACUUUUUGGCAUCUUAACACAAAAAUGUCACCCUAACUGUUUGCAUCCAUCCAAGGUUGCAGAGGGUGAUGCUGAGGAGGUUUCUGGGACCAGCAACACCUUCCUCCAUGCACUGCUGCCCUUACACCUUGCCCCAUGCUCACCCAAGUUGCACCAGCUCAUUUUGAGGUUAAUUUUAUCAAGCUGUGUUUUAUUUCCAGCUGCUGUAUGGGAUUCUGUUGGGCUGUCAAUGUGCAGGGCACAGGCAGCAAUUGGGAAGAGCAUCCAGAGGCAGCUGGAGGCAGCACCCUUGAAAAGGGGAUUCUGGGGCUUAUGGCUGCAGGGAAAUUCACCAAUAAGCAACAAGACUCCUAAAACUGUCAAAUCUUUUAUCAUUUCUAAGUGUGCUUAGCCACUUAAUUAAUCUAAAAGGUAUUUUUAUACUUGCUCUCACUGUGUUAAAUUUUUUUAAAUUACAAUUUCACUCCCUGUGCACUCAGUUUUUUCAGGGGACACAGAUGGGUUCAUUCACUCCAGGAACUGAUUGUCAUUUCUCACCCCAUAGCAUUUCACAUCCACACCAGGAAACUACUCAAAUCAGCGCCGCAGCAUUCCCUGUGGCUGUGCCGCAGGUUCCCAGCCAGUUGUGCUCCCCAGCAGAUCCAUGCACUUGGACACAAAGUCACUUGACCCAUUCACUGGGAUAAUUCUGUACAUGCAAAUCACAGAUGUCAGGAGCACAAGUGUUCGCUUGAAACAGCUUCCUCUGAAAUUCAGAUACUUAAAAUGGUUUACAAGAGCAUGGCAGUAACAGCUGCAGAGUGCAGUGAAAUCAGUGUUCUCACAUGGGGUUAGACAUCUCCAGACCAGGGUGACUUUGCACCUCUCAGCUUCCACUCCUGCCAGGGCUUCACUUGAAUUUAACCAAGUCUCAAUUUAAUUUAAUCAGUCUCAAGUUUUUGAAUUUAUCAUAUUAUAUGUAUAAUGCACUGGAGGCUUAGCAGCUCUUCAGUACUUUUGGUUACUGAAAAUACACAAUUACUUUGUAAUGUCUUGUGAAUUUGAUUUUACAUAGUGGGAUAUUAUGGGAGAUGUUUCACUUCUGAUCUACCCAUAGUAGAAAGUACGCCAGGGGAACAUGCUGGGUGUUUUUUUUUAAAAAGGUGUGUCUUUAAGAAAAUUGAAUCUUUAAAAAUUAUAUAAAUACCUAAAUUUCCUGAGCUGCUCACUUCAUUUCUUCACACCAGGAGAAAAUAAAGCUGGCAAGAAUUGCUGUCAAACAUGCUGUGUUGGCAGUGGUGUGACAGCAGGCAGCUACCUGAGAUCGAGGUCAGAGAAUUCUCAGCUUUUUCUUUUCCUUAAAUCAGAGAAUGACACCCAAAUUCCACGUAGAGAUUACAUGAAAGAUCUCGUUCUGCUUUCUGGAUGCAGUUUAUUUAUGAUACC